AUGAUGGUCCCAGUGCUCCUCUUCCUGUUGCUUCCUGUGGCGAUCCUCUCACUUCCUGUGCGGUUCGAGCCCAUGGACUGUGAGGAUAUCUACAUAAAUGACUCUACACACAGUGGGGUGUACACCAUCUUCCCUGCUGGACAGCCUACUCCUGUCAAGGUCUUCUGUGACAUGGGGUGUGAGGAGGACAGUGAUGGAGGAAGGUGGACAGUGAUUCAGAGGAGGAUGGAUGGCUCUGUGAACUUCUACAGACCCUGGGAACAGUACAAGAACGGCUUUGGGAAUGUAUCUGGAGAGUACUGGCUGGGACUAGAGAACAUCUUCCUUCUCACUUGGGCAAAGAAGUAUGAGCUGAAGGUGGACAUGGAGGACUUUGAGGGGGGGAAGGUCCACGCCCGAUACUCCACGUUCUCUAUCGAUUCUGAGGAAAAAGGGUACAAACUGAACAUCGGCAGCUACGUUGACGGAGGAGCAGGAGAUGCUUUAAGCUAUCACAAUGGGAGGAUGUUUUCCACCUUUGACAAGGACCAGGAUAGCUACUACUACUACAAUUGUGCUGAAAGACAGCAGGGAGGAUUCUGGUUUAGAAGCUGCGGCAAUGUAAAUCCCAAUGGCUUGUACAUGUGGGGGCACACAAACAGCUACGAAGCCGGUGUCAGAUGGCAGACCUGGAGGAGUUCCUACUCCCUGAAGGCCAUCACCAUGAAGAUCAGACCCUUGUCUCUGGAUGAUGUGGAGGAGUAGGAGGAGCUGCUUCUGC
Messenger RNA from Megalops cyprinoides (Indo-Pacific tarpon), 760 nucleotides. RefSeq names its product microfibril-associated glycoprotein 4-like. The coding region runs from base 1 to 744 and encodes 247 amino acids. NCBI's taxonomy places the organism in Eukaryota, Metazoa, Chordata, Actinopteri, Elopiformes, Megalopidae. The transcript is spliced from 5 exons. Gene Ontology annotation, biological process: elastic fiber assembly. The record is from RefSeq and is a predicted model, not a curated record.